Messenger RNA from Taeniopygia guttata (zebra finch), 2472 nucleotides. It is a transcript of the gene TMEM273, whose product is annotated as transmembrane protein 273. The record is from RefSeq and is a predicted model, not a curated record. Lineage: Eukaryota; Metazoa; Chordata; Aves; Passeriformes; Estrildidae.
AAAAUAACUGUUCCUGUUUAGAGGUGCCUUAGAGAGCAAAACAGUUGACCAGGCUGUGACUGUUGGCGGUCCACCUUCUUCACAAAACAUGUUCAAGUUUGUUUAUGUAUUGAGCUCAAACCCAAAAAAGGGAACUUCUGUUUGCAAAUCUAACUACUCAGGAUGUGACUGUAGUUUCUCAACAAUCAUGUGACCUACUUCAGCUUGUUUUUUCAGUCACUGCAGAAGAGCAAAAUUCAUGAACACUUGGGUGCAACCAUUCUGUUGUCACAACUUCAUAAUGACCUUACUAACAAGCUGGAUAUCAGCACCAACAGCAUUUCUUCUCUUACAUUUUUGGAGAGCAAAGGUACAUGCUUCUGGAAACCCAGAAGAGGAAAUAGAUUACACAUAUGUUGUUAUAGGAGUUACUCUGGGAGCAGUUCUGGCAAUCGCUUUUGUAGCAGUAAUAAUCUGCAUGAUCAAAGCCAAAAUUAUUGACAGUGACUUUGGAGAGUCAGAUGGCAAAAUGGAAAGAAGGUCAAACACGGGAUCGAGCCAAAACAGAUGACAGCAAUGCAAAGUACAAGAGAUCAAUAACCCUUUUGCAAUCAACAGUUACCUGGUCUGAGGAUCAAUAGAAGUCUCUUGUGCACAGGCAGGAAUCUUACCAAUACCAAUCCUUUUCUCUGUUCUUUAGUUGAAAGGCUGAUUGAUUGCUUACAGGAAGAGCUUAUAGUGCAGCUAACUUCAAUAACCUGCACCCAAAAGGCCUGCAAUCCCCCUCAGCAUGUCUGUGAAGGACAUGUGUGAGGAAAAUAAAAUAGAUGGGUUCUGUUCACUAAUAGAGCCUCUUUAUUCUGUGAUAAGUAUAUGAUUGAUUUCUAAAGUCAGUUAAAUAGCAGGUAAUCAGAAAGGUGGCAAUAUGAAUCAGCAGCAGAAUGCAUGGUCACACCCAUAUUUCAAGAUAAGUAAAUAAGUAUUUCAGCAACUUGGAAAAUAAUUCAUUUGAGGUUAGAACAAAACAAGGCUUCUCAUUUAUAUCAGGAUAAGAAAAUACUUAAUUAAUUUAAAAUUUUAUCUUUUUUAGAUCUAGAACUGAUGCCUUUUGUAGGUGUUAGUGAUGAUUUAAUCAAUUUAAAAAUUAAUUAUGGCCAUUUAAAAUUAAAAAUUCCUUUUAGAAAUAAUGUUUUUUAUGUUCUGUUGACACUUCAUGUCAACACUACAAACAAGCUAAUAAAUAAUUAAUUAAAUAUUAAAUAAUUUAAACCCAAGUUAUUCUGUAAACACUUUCCAACUUUUAACAAAGCUUUGAGUCAGUGGCUUUGGUUUUGGUUCAGAAAAUAAUGCUGUAGAUUCUAUUCUGUUUAAUCCUCUUCUUUCAAGAAUGCUAUAUAUUCAACAUAUUGUCAUCACAAGGUGUAAGAAAACAGGGAGAUUUUUGUAUUUCAACCCAGGCUUUUCUUUCACCUUGUGAAGACAGGGCAGCCAGUGUCAGCUCUGAGAGCUUUGGGAACUCUUGUCCAGCAUCAUCUGCUAUUCCUACAGCUUCUCUCAGGAAACCCAGCAGAACUUCAAGGCUUGGGGGCCUCAGGUAGACAGCAUGCCAAGUGAGUUAAGUAAUAUCCCAGUAUUUCACAGGCAGAGCUGUAUGCUGGAGCAUUACAGGAUGACUCCAAACAGGAUGUUACACUAUUUUAUUGCAACUUACCAUUAUCCAGACCCAAAGACCACAACCUAUAAAUAAAUAGAAUCUUCAUAACCUUUUAGUUCAAGCCAAUGUCCAUAGACAUAUAGGCUUUUUUAAAUCUCUCACUUUACAUACAUUCUUAAAGUUCACUUUUAUACCUGUUUCGGCUUUCAGUGUGGCAGAUCAUAAUAAAAAUAAUAAAGUUAUUUCCAGCUCUCCACUAAUAUAAGAGAUUUAAUCCAACAAAAAAAAAAAAAAAAAAAAAAAAAAGCAAUUGUAAGACUGAAGUCCAACCUAGAAAUUCUGAGUGUUAUUAAGAACUAUCAAUCAAAAAUCAUGGAGACAAGGGCCUCCUGUCCAGUAAUCAGCCUUCAGAUCAGGCAGAGCUGAUGUGCUGGGUCAGGGACUUAGAGGAAACAUGCUGUUAGAGCAUAAGAACAGAUAUAUCAGAGUUUUGUUUUUAUAAAGAAUAAGCUACUGUACUACUUGUAACUAACUAAAGGGAUCUCAAUAUAAGCAUUUUUUGACUUUCACAAAGCAGGUCAUUUAUCAAAUGUGCACAGGAAAAUGAAUAGUAAUUUUUGCACACAUUUUGAACAACAAAAUGUAAAAUUUCUUUUGACAGAAGAAUGAUAUAUUGGAAUACUUUCUCUGGUUUCCUAGGUGUCUGUUACCCAUUUCAGCAACACUGCAGUUCAUUAGCAGCAUUUGCUAACAGAUAAACUAAAGCAGUAAUGUGAUACUUGUAAGUAAUUUUGUGUACAUGUGUAAGUGAAUAAAGCAUCUUGUAAGGUAUCUGUUAA